Molecule: messenger RNA, 939 nt
Organism: Suillus clintonianus
Lineage: Eukaryota; Fungi; Basidiomycota; Agaricomycetes; Boletales; Suillaceae
Product: kinase-like domain-containing protein
Exons: 5
Coding region: 1-939 (312 amino acids)
Biological process (GO): protein phosphorylation
Molecular function (GO): protein kinase activity; ATP binding
Source: RefSeq, a predicted model, not a curated record
AUGUCACUCAAUCUCACAAACACCACUAGUACUGUGAAUGACCUGACAGGAAUGGUCGACAAGACGGAGCAGAUCGCCAAUGGACACUGCGGAGAGGUAUGGAAAGGCACCUACACUGCAAAAGGAGGUCAACCAGUCAUUGUACAGAAAACAAUGCGGGUAAACUCUCUUACCUCUCAAUUCAAAAUUUAUUAUUCAGCCAAAUAUUUCCAGCGACUCCUGCGAGAAAUAAGAGUAUGGAGCAAGUGUAUUGAUCCUCACGUGGCCCCAUUUAUUGGCAUAUGUUAUGAGGUCACGCGAGGGCAUCGAGUCCCCUGUUUGGUUUCUCCUUUCUAUGAGAACAGAACCAUCACGCAGUACCUAAAAAACAAUCCGAAUGCUAUUCGGAUGGACUUGCUUCGCCAAUUUAUUUCUGGAUUGGCUUAUCUACAUCAACCUGGCCGGGCUAUUGUUCAUGGGGACAUCAAACCUACAAAUAUCCUCAUCGACGACACAGGCAAGGCAGUGUUAGCGGACUUUGGACACUCUCGAAUUCUUGGAGUUUCUGGGUUCACGACAAUCACAACGACCACAGCUGGCACGUUCCGCUACAUGGCGCCGGAGUUGAUGGUACCUGAAACCCACGAUUCAACACCAACACCAACAACAGCAUCAGAUGUCUGGGCAGCAGGGAUGACGGGCCUGGAGAUUAUCUCCGGUAGGAUCCCCUAUGUGGAAUACAAAACGGAUAGCCAGUUAGUCGAAGCAAUGGUGGCCGAUAGAUUACCCGACGGGAGACACUACCCUCUCGUUCGCCACGGUGCAUGGACUGCCUUUGAGCAGUGUUGGAGAAAGGUCCCGACAAGGCGACCAGAUAUGCAAGAAGUAAAAAAUUAUUUAGAUCGGGAAUAUGGACCUGACUCAAAAAGGUCAGCCAGACCUACUAGAACUCGCGGUUAA